AUGAGGUAUGUAGACCCUCCGUUAGUGGAGCGUCCUUCUGACGAGUGGCGAUGUUUCGAGUGUCUCGUUAACGACGCACGCGGUUGGCCUCGACGACGAAAAUCUACCCCCAAGGAGCCUUUCUCGCCGCGAGCGGAUAGCCACAGCAAGGAAUCGUCUUCUAGGAAACGAAGCUCGUCGUCUAAGGCACGAAGCAGUUCUUCAUCGUCGAAGAAGUCGAAGAAAAGCUCAAGUAAAAGCCGCUCUAGCUCAUCCUCCAAGAAGAAAAGCAGCAGCAGCUCCUCCAAACGGAAAUCGUCAAGCAGCAAGAGCAGUUCGAGUAAAAAGUCGUCAUCGUCGUCAUCCUCGAAAAAGCACAAGAAGCGCAAGUCGUCGUCGUCAUCCUCGCACCAUCACCACAGCAGCAGUCACGGCCACCACCGCAGGAGGCAUCGCAGUCACCAUUACCAUGAGGAAUUUGCAAAGCUUGUUGGUUUGUUCCGUGAGCGUCAGGAGCAACGUCUUGGGAUCGAAGAAGCACGGAUAAAGGGAGAUCUUCAGAUGGCUUUUGAUGAAGCCCCUCAAGGGUGGCGCGUAGUGAGCUCAACGCUUGACGAUUUGCGAGGGCUGAUUCAGUCUCUAUCGGGUGGUUCGCUUGAACAAGACCGACUGAGAGGCAGACUCAUCUUGAUCAUGAAGGAUCAAGAAAAAAUCGAAGAGGAAAGGCGCAAGCAACAAGAGCUUGCUUGGAAUAUUCUUCCACGUCGGCAGUCUUCGCGCAUUGCGAUCGGGCGAAUGAAGAACCAAACCGGUCAAGACUCGGACGUAAGUGCAAGUGUGUUGGUGGUAUUACUUUUACUGUGA
Molecule: messenger RNA, 843 nt
Organism: Phytophthora sojae
Lineage: Eukaryota; Oomycota; Peronosporomycetes; Peronosporales; Peronosporaceae
Exons: 1
Coding region: 1-843 (280 amino acids)
Source: RefSeq, a predicted model, not a curated record